GAAUUCUAGUCGCUACAAUCUGAACACGCCUGUGCCUCGUAUGAGUUAACACGUGCGCUUAUAAGUAUUACGGUAGUAUCUGAGCGAUAACAUCUCGCUUCUAACAAUCGAAUGACGUACAUACGCGACCGUGGUAAUUACAAGUGAUGGGGUCCCAAGAAUUACGUUCUCAACACCAAAGCCUUUUGCAGACUGAUCAUUUACGAAAUAAGCUACCGUAUCCAAAGUCCGUGGGGUUCAUCGUUACAAAUGAGUUCUGCGAGAGAUUCUCCUACUAUGGGAUGCGAUCUAUCCUCGUGUUGUACCUGCGCAACAAGAUCGGCUACACCGCGGAUGGCGCGACAGUUAUUUACCACGUUUUUACGAUGUUCGCCUACUUUUUCCCGCUCCUCGGGGCAAUGAUUGCUGACGGCUGGCUCGGGAGAUUUAGGACAAUAUUGUAUUUAUCACUGGUGUAUGCAACGGGAAGUGUACUGAUAUCCCUGUCAGCUAUGCCUCCAGUCAACCUACCGCAGUUAGAGUUUACCAUAAUAGCAUUACUAUUAAUAGCCUUCGGCACGGGAGGAAUCAAGCCGUGCGUAUCAGCUUUUGGAGGAGACCAGUUCAAGCUACCUGAACAAGAGAGAUACUUGGGAUACUUCUUCUCUCUGUUCUAUUUCGCCAUCAACGCUGGCAGUCUCAUUUCCACAUUUAUAACUCCCAUUUUGAGGGCAGAUGUUCAUUGUUUUGGAGAUAACGACUGCUAUUCUUUGGCCUUUGGCGUUCCUGGCAUUUUGAUGAUCGUUUCAAUAGUAUUCUUCGUUGCGGGAAGAAGAUUCUAUGUUACGAAACAGCCAGCCGGUAAUAUCCUUGGAAAAGUUUUUAGCUGUAUAACGCACGCCGCGGUCAAGGCAAUUAAGGGGAAAGACAAACGUGAGCACUGGCUAGAUAACGCGGACGACAAGUAUGAUGCAGGCCUUAUAGAGGAUGUUAAGGAUCUGUUGCGUGUGCUCGUCCUUUUUAUUCCUCUUCCGGUGUUCUGGGCACUGUUUGAUCAACAAGGAUCAAGAUGGACAUUCCAAGCAGACAGAAUGGAACAAAGUAUAGGCAGUUGGACGUUGAAGGCGGACCAGAUGCAAGUUUUAAACCCUCUUCUCAUUUUAUUAUUCAUUCCACUCUUCGAAGUUGGAAUUUAUCCAUUCCUGACAUGGGCGAGACUUAUAAAAAAGCCUUUACACAAAAUGAUAUGGGGUGGUGUGUUAGCUGCAAUCGCAUUCGUCAUCUCAGGAAUUGUCGAGAUCAAACUUCUGCCAACCUACGGCACUCCAGUAUCAGAAGGUUUCGCUCAGUUGAGGGUAUACAAUGGAUUCAAUUGCAACUUCACACUUAAUGCCAAUAAUGAUACUGUUAUGAUUGGUCCUUUGAGUGUUUACGAAAAAUUGGAUCUCGAGUCCCGCAAUGUUACACAGCUACCCAUAUCUCUUAGAGGUAUAGAAGGGGAAUGUGCGAAUCAAACGUUUGUAGGCAACUACGAAUUACAAGAAAAGAAAGCAAACUCUCUAUUCAUUUCACAAAAUGGUCUCUACAAUUUCAUAGAUAAUAAUGAUAAAGCCAUAGACACAGUUAAUAUAAGAUUUUUAUCAAACAUAGAUCAUCUCGUGACAAUAAAUGUCAACGAUGUGAGGAAGAACGUAACAAAGUUAAGUUUGAAAAGUGACGACAGAUCUCAGUAUUCGAUAGAUAAAGGCACAUACAACGUGUUGGUGGACGGAGUUAUUAUAUUGAGUGAAUAUGAAUUUAAAACAGGAGCUGUGUAUACUAUCAAUAUGGUGAAAGACAGCAGUGAGACAUACAUCGCCAAUCCAGUGGUCAUAACCCCGCCUAACUCAGUCCAUAUUCUGUGGCUAGUGCCCCAAUACGUGAUCAUGACGAUGGGUGAGGUGAUGUUCUCAGUCACGGGGCUGGAGUUCUCAUUCACCCAGGCUCCAGCGAGCAUGAAGUCAGUAUUACAAUCGGUGUGGUUACUCACCGUGGCGUUUGGCAAUUUGAUAGUGGUGCUCAUUGUAGAAGGCAACUUUUUGGAUGCUCAGUGGAAGGAGUUCUUUUUGUUUGCUGGCCUCAUGAUGUUGGACAUGUUAAUAUUUACGGCGAUGGCACUAAAAUACAAGUACGUGGAGCUAAAAUCGAGUACGGAAAAUGUUGCCAUCGACGAAAUAAGACUACCCGACAAACCGACGCUGAAAGAAAACUGAGUACAAAAGUUCCAAAAGACAGAAAAUCGAAUUAAAUUCGGAGACUGAUUCGGAUAUUUUAAUUAAGUGUUACAAAUAAGCGUGAAAAACAUUUUAUAAUAAAUAUUGUUAAAAU
Messenger RNA from Aricia agestis (brown argus), 2346 nucleotides. RefSeq names its product peptide transporter family 1. Gene Ontology annotation, molecular function: dipeptide transmembrane transporter activity. Gene Ontology annotation, cellular component: membrane. The transcript has 13 exons. Lineage: Eukaryota; Metazoa; Arthropoda; Insecta; Lepidoptera; Lycaenidae. The record is from RefSeq and is a predicted model, not a curated record. The coding region runs from base 147 to 2231 and encodes 694 amino acids. Gene Ontology annotation, biological process: transmembrane transport; oligopeptide transport.